GGGCACUGGAGAAAUAUGGAAGGGGCAAACCUGAGCCAAGAGAUUGAGUUUGAGCUUCUGGGCCUCACCAGGGACCCCCAGCUGCAGAGGGUGCUCUUCACGGUGUUCCUGGCCAUGUACACCAUCACUCUGCUGGGGAAUCUGGUCAUGUUCCUUCUGAUCCACAUGAGCGCCGUUCUGCACACACCCAUGUACUCCCUCCUGAAGAGCCUCUCCUUCUUGGACUUCUGCUACUCCUCUACAGUUGUCCCUCAGACCCUGGUGAACUUCUUGGCCAAGAGGAAAGUGAUCUCCUAUUUUGGCUGCAUGGCUCAGAUGUUCUUCUAUGCAGGUUUCGCCACCACCGAGUGCUAUCUCAUUGCCGCCAUGGCCUAUGACCGCCAUGCUGCUAUUUGUAAUCCACUGCUCUACCCACUCACCAUGUCUCCUGAGAUCUGCAUGUCUCUCACUGUGGGCUCCUACGGUGCAGGAUUUCUCAAUUCUCUGAUCCACACAAGCUGUAUCUUUAGUCUAAAAUUCUGUGGUGCCCAUGUGGUUACUCACUUCUUCUGCGACGGACCGCCUAUCUUGUCUCUGUCUUGUGUGGACACCUCGCUGUGUGAGAUCCUGCUCUUCAUUUUUGUUGGUUUCAACCUUUUGAGCUGCACCCUUACCAUCUUGGUCUCCUACUUCCUAAUCCUCAUCACCAUCCUGAGAAUGAACUCAGCCCAGGGCAGGUUCAAGGCCUUUUCCACCUGUGCUUCCCACCUCACUGCUGUGUGCCUCUUCUAUGGCACAACACUUUUUAUGUACCUGCGCCCCAGGUCCAGCUACUCCUUGACCCAAGACCGCAUCGUUGCCGUGAUCUACACAGUGGUAAUCCCAAUGUUGAACCCCCUUAUUUAUUCUUUUAGAAACAAGGAUGUGAAGGAAGCUUUAAGAAAGGUUUGGGGCAGGAAAACAAUGGAACGAUCUUCUCAACCCAUUAUCUACUUUUGUAUGCUGAAAACUGACCUUAUAAGGUUAAAUAGGUGA
This is a messenger RNA of Suricata suricatta (meerkat), 1014 nucleotides long. Its product is annotated as olfactory receptor 5AU1. Gene Ontology annotation, cellular component: membrane. The record is from RefSeq and is a predicted model, not a curated record. Gene Ontology annotation, biological process: G protein-coupled receptor signaling pathway; sensory perception of smell. Gene Ontology annotation, molecular function: G protein-coupled receptor activity; olfactory receptor activity; odorant binding. The transcript has 2 exons. NCBI's taxonomy places the organism in Eukaryota, Metazoa, Chordata, Mammalia, Carnivora, Herpestidae. The coding region runs from base 16 to 1014 and encodes 332 amino acids.